Messenger RNA from Gavialis gangeticus (Gharial), 3250 nucleotides. It is a transcript of the gene SLC25A22, whose product is annotated as solute carrier family 25 member 22. Gene Ontology annotation, biological process: L-glutamate transmembrane transport; aspartate transmembrane transport; malate-aspartate shuttle. Bases 356 to 1318 code for a protein of 320 amino acids. The record is from RefSeq and is a predicted model, not a curated record. Gene Ontology annotation, molecular function: L-glutamate transmembrane transporter activity; L-aspartate transmembrane transporter activity. The transcript has 10 exons. NCBI's taxonomy places the organism in Eukaryota, Metazoa, Chordata, Crocodylia, Gavialidae.
UGCAGCUGGAAUGCUGUGUGGGAACUCCAUCAAACCCUGCGAACAACAGGAUUCUGGGUCACAGCCUCCGGUUCCUCGAUGCGGCUCUGACCCAAGUUAUGGCCAUCUUUGGAAUUUUUCAUUCUUGGCAUUCAACUCUAGAGUGUUUUCUUGGGAGGAAAGGAGAACAAUGCAUUGACCAGCUGUGAUAUUUCUCCCUGGUGUUGCUGGGAUAGGUGGGAAUAGCUUCCAAAAGUGAAGGAAAACCAAAGCCAACCUUUGUUAGGAUUGAGGCGGUGACUGAAAAAGAAAGCAGUGAAGGCACAUUCAUUCUGAAGGAACAAGUCGAUUUUUAACAGGAUCAAGUCUGAAUUAAAUGGCUGAUAAACAGAUCAGUUUACCUGCCAAGCUGAUCAAUGGAGGGAUAGCUGGGCUCAUCGGGGUCACCUGUGUGUUUCCCAUUGAUUUGGCAAAAACGCGCCUACAGAACCAGCAGAAUGGCCAGCGGAUGUACACCAGCAUGUCUGACUGUCUCAUUAAGACAAUCCGGUCAGAAGGUUACUUCGGCAUGUAUAGAGGGGCUGCGGUGAACCUGACUCUAGUGACGCCAGAAAAGGCCAUCAAGCUAGCGGCCAAUGACUUCUUCCGACACCAUCUCUCCAAAGAUGGGAAGAAGCUGACACUACUGAAGGAGAUGCUGGCUGGCUGCGGGGCAGGCACCUGCCAGGUGAUUGUCACCACUCCCAUGGAGAUGCUCAAAAUCCAGCUACAGGAUGCAGGCCGAAUUGCUGCUCAGAAGAAGCUAAUGGCACCACAGGCCCAGAUAUCUUCUUCCACUGGGGCAGCAGAGUCUGUUGUUGAGAGACGGACCACAGCAACCCAAAUCACCCGGGAGCUACUUCGAAGCAAAGGCAUUGCAGGACUUUACAAGGGCCUUGGGGCCACGCUGCUAAGAGAUGUCCCAUUCUCCAUUGUUUACUUUCCACUGUUUGCAAACCUGAACAAGCUGGGCCAGAAGACCCCAGACAUCAAGGCUCCAUUCUACGUGUCCUUUCUUUCUGGCUGCCUAGCAGGCAGCACAGCAGCAGUGGCUGUCAACCCUUGUGAUGUAAUCAAGACAAGACUGCAGUCCUUGCAGAGAGGAGUCAAUGAGGACACAUACUCAGGAAUCCUAGACUGUGCUAGGAAAAUCUGGCAGAAGGAGGGCCCCAUGGCCUUCCUGAAGGGGGCGUACUGCAGAGCGCUGGUCAUUGCCCCGCUCUUCGGCAUUGCACAAGUCGUCUACUUCAUUGGGAUCGCAGAAUUCCUCCUGGACCUGUUCCCGAAGCGCCGGAACUAAUCAUUGCGCGCCCUCCUCCAGUGAGCAUUCAUCCCUGUGUUCGUCGUCAUAUUGAUGGUGUCAGAGCAACAGCACAAAGGGUUAGAGCAGAAAACGCCAAGGGUGAACAUUUUCUCCACACACAAAUUCCUUCUGCCUCUCAAUACAGGGCCUCCCCUCCACUCCUUCUAAGGACAGUACCAAGUUAUAUGCAUAUCUAUUAUUAUUUUUAUUGUCAUUCUUAAAGACUGGUUAGCACAGCCUGCUGAUUGGGGUCUUCUCCCAGGAACAGGGGCAAAGGAACUGCCAUGCCAUGCCGGAAUAGCCAGCAAGUUGAGGAGGAGCACAGGAAGAACUCUAUUUGUUCCCUCAGCCUCUUUCCUGGUGUGGGAAGCCUCUGGGUGAGACCAGGCCUCCUCAGGCCAUGUAAAGGGAGGCCCAUUAUUGUUGAUGGAGAUGGAUCAAUGCUGGAAUCAAAGUUUCUUGUUCUGAAACCCCUUUAAAAUGAACUGGACUUUGAUGAACUUCUUUGAGAUCAAAAGAGGGGAAAGGAUUUAAUUAUGUUGGGGUCUUUUUGUUUUGUUUUGUUUUUUUUAAUCAAAGGGACUUUCUCCCUAAAUAGGGGCCGUGGAGCACAUUUGGGUGAGAUGUACGCUACAGUUACUUGUGACCUGUAUGCUCUGUGAAGAGUAUGUCAAUGGGAUCAUGUUGUUGUCUUCAGGCACAUCAGUGCUUAGGGACAGGUGGGAGAAGGGAGAACUUUGUGACUUGGGAUCAACUUUUUAUUUAUGCAGGAAAGAAGAAAUCAAUUACAUUCCUUAAGUCAGCCUGGGUCCAAUGUGUCAAGCUGUUGCUAUACCCAGCAUACUGGCUGUCUGUGUCUUUCAGCCUGCCUCUCACAUGCAUGUUCUACACUUGCAUGUCCACGGCCACAAAGGAUUGCUUAGAAGUUGGUCUCUGGGUUAGGCCUCUUUUGUUGAAGAUCAUGGUGGACCAUAUCUAAGGCUGGCCUUGGUUGUUGUAGCCCCUUUCAGGUCUGUUAGCUCUGAAGUCAGCGGAACUCUUGUGACAUGCUGGCAGGGAUCUGGCCCAGCAUUCAUGUCUCCUCUUAUCCAGACCAAAAUUGGGUUGUGGGAAAGAAAAUGAGACCAGAGUCGACUUUAAAUCCCCCUGAGGGCCUAAUCCCAAUUGCUGUAAACCUUGCCUCAAGGGCCAGAUCUAGUAUUACUUCAAUGUUUUCCCGGAGGGGUCAGAGAAAAUAGAUCCUGAGAGGCAAGUUGACUCUAACCAAGCCCAAGGCCUGUAUGCAUCUGGUUGCAGAAUUGAGACCUAGAUCCCAGAAUCUUGACCUUUUGUUCACUUUUGGGGGUAGUGAGUAGACACGCACAACUAAUUCUGUUAAAGGGACACUGUUCAGGUAAAAUCAUGUGUUAGCAGACCAAAAUUUUUCUUACCUAUGUUCCACUUUGGCUUAUUUUGUAUGGAAGAACUAAAAAUCUGCUGUGUUCUUCCCUGUUGUUGGUAUUUAUUCUAUUUGUUGCACUUCACUUGGAUCCAGUAUUUAUAUUCACCUUGGCCAUUGCACUUCUUGCUUUAUAAUCUGCUUUACUUUCUGCUUCUCCAAGUGUUGUUUGUUUCAGACACCAUUGGGGCAUAUUUAAAUUAAAUUAAAAAGCACAGUUUCCACUUACAAAUCUGUUUCUGUUUCAACAUGUUAGCUUCCUGACUGUGUCCCUUUACCUUAGAAAAGGUUGUUAUACAAAGUUCCUUGUUUAUCUGUCACUCUGCUGCUGUGAAUUGAUUUUUGUUUUUAAUAACUCUAUCCUGUACCUGGAAAGGAAUCUGUGCAUUGAAGAUUUUCUCUUCAUGACAGAUUUCUAUGAUCAGUUCAGUGCUGUGACACUUGUCACUCUGGAUUCCUCUAGCUGGAUUAAAAAAAAAAUUUUAAGGUGA